Messenger RNA from Xiphophorus hellerii (green swordtail), 5489 nucleotides. Its product is annotated as homeobox-containing protein 1. Gene Ontology annotation, cellular component: nucleus. The transcript has 10 exons. Gene Ontology annotation, biological process: positive regulation of DNA-templated transcription. Bases 802 to 2361 code for a protein of 519 amino acids. Gene Ontology annotation, molecular function: double-stranded telomeric DNA binding. NCBI's taxonomy places the organism in Eukaryota, Metazoa, Chordata, Actinopteri, Cyprinodontiformes, Poeciliidae. The record is from RefSeq and is a predicted model, not a curated record.
GCACAUCGCCAACGUCAGAGCGCAUCUACGUCAGAGCGUAUUGGCCAAUCUGCAACAAUGUCUUGUAUGAACCGGAAAGGGUUUUCGGACUGUGGGGCCUGGCAGUGGUGUUGGGUCUUGAGAGUGGUGUUGGUGGGGCAGUUACGGUCCCCGUUGCUAGUAGUUAACAGGCUAAGUCGCUAAGUUGACUGCGUUUAAGUUCUUCGGUAAAACACAACCUAUAGUUGCUUACAGCUAAGCAUAAAAAUAUAGAUAUUUGUUGCUAUUACAUUUUCUAAAUUGUUUGUUUUAUCACUUUACCCACAGGGUGCAAGUCUUGGUAGAUAGCUGAAAUAAGUCAGCCUCAAGCUGUUCAUAGACCAAAUUGAGAUUUCCGUUGCUCUACAAAAUAAAAGCAUACCAUCAGACCAUUCCUGUUUUGACCACAAAAUGCUUCACAGCGUUAACGCAAAGCUGGGAACAAUGUAAACGCAAUGCCAAUUGUAUCCGUAUCUAAAAGUUAAUAUCUUCUAGCCCAGUCCAGGUACGACGUGUAUCAUUUUCACUUUUCUUUUUCUUUUCUUUUUUUUCUUUUUGAACAACUCGAAAUCUCUAACAAGACAGCAGGGCAAACUACAGCAGGAUUGUUUUUGUCGCUCAGGGGAACCAACCGGAGUUCAUGUCGCUAGCUUGGCUAACCCAGCCUGCUAGCGAGUGAUUUGCCAGCAUGCUAAUGGGGACAGUUUAACCGCAGCACACUGCAGUGAGUCUCUCCUGUCUUGAGUCCGUAGAGGUUCCAGCCGAGCUGAAGUCCGCCGAGCCAUGCGACAGUGGUCCGUCCCCACUGCGACCCUUCGCGUUGAGCCACUCCCGGGGUGCCUGUCCGUGUCACCCCCUCCGUCGGACCCCAGUAUGGAGGCGUGCGAGGUGGAGCCGCGCUACACCAUCGAGCAAAUCGACCUCCUGCAGCGCCUGCGCCUCUCCGGCAUGACCAAACCCCAGAUCCUCCACGCACUGGAGUCCCUGGAGAGGCUGGACCCGGACCACCGCCCACCGCCGCCCCCGUUGCCGCCACGCUGCGACUCCCACCCGGCCCCGCCCAGCAACGCCACGCCCGCCGCCGCCCCCGCCCCGUCCUCUUCGUCCUCCUCGUCGUCGUCCUCGCUCUCUCUGGCCUCGGCCACCACCCAGACCUCGGGCCUCGAGGGCGCGGCGCUGUCGCCCAGCAACAGCUACGAGGCUUCGCCGCCGCCCUUGUACCUCCCCAGCGUGGUGGUGCAGCGGGCGUUCAGCUACGAUAUGAUGGGCGAGGAGGAGUGGGACCUGGAGGAGAAGGUGGAGGAGUACAUGAGAAGAGACAGCAACCUGGUGAAAGAGGAGAUCAAGACGUUCCUGAACAACCGGCGGAUCUCUCAGGCCAUCGUAGGCCAGGUCACAGGCAUCAGCCAGAGCUACAUCUCCCAGUGGCUGCUGCAGCAAGGCCUGGAGAUGAGCGACUCCAAGCGCAGAGCCUUCUACCGCUGGUACCUGCUGGAGAGGAACAACCCAGGCCUGAGGUGGAGUGAAAGCCAGCACAGCGUGAGUCCCAUGGCCAGGGCCAGGGCAGGGGACAGAGAUGGGACGGUAGCAGGGGCGAGCGGCACCCUCCCCAACAUCUUCCCCAACCCCAACACCAACCUGAUGCCCAACCACAACCCGUCCUGGAGCAGGCAGAGAGAGCUGCUGGUGCACCUGCUGCCGUGGUACACAGCCGCCGCAGCGGCUGCCGCCCAGCCAGGUGCGACCUUGUCGAUGCGCUCUUUGGUGAAGGAGGAACCUGACUGGAGAACGGGUAUCAUCGCCAGCGACAGAGCGGGGAUCGUAGGUGGUCCUCUGAGGCUGCGCAGAGGAAGCAGGUUCACCUGGAGGAAGGAGUGCCAGUCCAUCAUGGAGAGCUUCUUCAUGGAGAAUCAGUAUCCAGAUGAGGCGAAGCGCGAGGAGAUCGCCAGCGCCUGUAAUUCUGUCAUCCAGAAACCAGGCUGUAAGCUGUCAGAGUUUGAGCGGGUGACGGCGUUGAAGGUGUACAACUGGUUCGCCAACCGUCGGAAGGAGAUGAAGAGAAGAGCAAACAUAGAAGCCGCCAUCUUGGAAAGCCAUGGGAUCGAGGUGCCAAGUCCGAGCUGCCACUCGAACGGCGAAGAGGGAGAGCUGCAAGAGUUUGUUGAUCAAGUGAACCAUCGGUUCUCAGAGCAGGAGGACGCCACUUCCCAGAAAAUUGUUGACCAACAAGAUGGCUCCGCGCUGAUCACUGGGGAGGCGACGGCGGCCCCGCUGAGCCCCGACCCUCAGGGGGCAGAACAGAAGGACGGGGAUUCAAAAAGGGAGUCUGUGGACGAGGAGUGACUAAACCCAGCCAGACUUUCAAUCGUCAUGUCUGAAUAUUAUUCAGUAUAAAACAGAACAGUAAAAUGCCUCCUGCUCCACCUGCGGGUGGAACCUUCUGGGCCAAUGGAAGGAUGGGGGUGGGGGUUGGUUGAAGCCCUUUGAGGUGCCUCAGGUGAGGAGGCCACUGCAUUUAUCAACAGUAAUCCUGCUUAUAAUAAUGGCAAUAUACAGUCUACGUAUAGGUAUAUAAGGUCUGUGAUAUAUAAAUCAAUAUAUAGUGCAUUCCAAGAUGGUAUCAAAAUGCCUCAAUCCUGUGAGGGGAGCAUUAUGUAAAGGACGCCUCACCAUUUGAACAUAAGCUGUUUUUCUUGUUUAUCUUUUGCUACUUGUUUGGUUUACUCCGGCUGCUGAGUGGAACAAGCUGAGCCUGCAGGUCAGGUUUUGAUUGGCUAUUGUAGAGAGUGCGGCUUCUGUCUUUUGAUGAAACAGAAAAGACAACAAAAAACAAAAAAACGCCGUCUUGUUGCUGGGUUGUCUUUGUCUGGUUUAUAAAGCGAUUGAUAGGUUUUAAUCAAUCAGCACGUGUCGUUGACACUAAAUCUGUACAACCUGGAGGGAUAACUCAGGUAAUCCCAAAGUGACAAAUUGCACCACCUUUCCUUUUAUUCUGUCUGUGUAUUAUUUUUAUUUUUUUUAAUCAGAAUUGUGCUAAAAGAAAACAGUGUUAUUUAUACUUUUUUGAUUUCAUGGUGUCCCGGACUAGAGAUGCUCCGAGAAGUCAACUGCUGACUCUAAUCAGACAAUUUUCAACAAUCAGUCCAAAACAACCACCACUACAUGUAACCAAUAGCAGGUAGAGCAUACAGCCACACUCUUCUGUGUGGAUGUUGUUACUGUGGGAAGAACACUUAAUUAUUUUCGGUUUUAGUCAUAAAGUUAGUUUUCUAUGAAAUGUUGAGACAUACUGUAUCUGCAUAUUAAUCAGGCCGCGUGAGAGAGCAACACUUUGAGCAGAUAACAGGAAGGCUGAAUAGACUGGUGUACACCAAAACUAAAAAAAAACAAACACCUGGGCAUCCUGCUGUCUUGUCUCCCAAGUCAGCUUUAUAGAAAUUCAACUUUUAGACAUUUGACCCAAACAACGUACUUGCAUUGUUAGGGACAUAAGCGAUACAAACAAUAAUGACCCAAAUAUUGAGCUGAAUAGAGACUAUUGAUGGCGACUUAUUUAUCUUAUUUAACUGCCCCAUUACUUACAUCUUGUUUUAGUUUUAUGAGUUUGACUUUUUUGAAUGACGUCUAUUGUGUUUGUUCAACGUACAUCUUUUAAACUUGUCUUUGUUCAGUAUGGUUUUCUUUGUUUGGAACUGAAGAAACUGUUUGGAUUAUAGGCAAAAUGACUAAAGCCAAGUUGCCAUCUUCUUACACACUAAAGAAGGUUGAAUAAAUUACAGAGUAACUAGUUAAGACUCUCCCAUACUUAACCUGAAACGCUGAAGUUGUUUCUCAGUGAUGGAAAUGCGUGACGAAGAUUAGGUCAUUUUACUCACAACGAGGCGUCGUCCUCCCCUUCAUACCAGACCCAUGUCGAAUUUUAAUUCGACAUGGGCCGAAUGGGUCACACCGAGUGAUUGGUACGAAGUUUGUAGACGUGUUUUAUGUAGAAGUAUGCUCAUAUUUCGCUCCAGCUAGUCCGCUUCCACUAUCUGGAACACUAUCCGCGUGCGACAUGGAUACUGUUGAUCAGACGUGGUGAGGAAUUGAAUACAUUUACGAUUCUUCACAAAAUACCUUCUAAGUUUGCGAAAUGGCUAAAAACUCCUGGAUGGAAAUUGCAAAGUCUCUGUCCACAGAGGACUCUGUUUACGGAAAGGUGCGGCGUUCUCUCCGUGACCGUUAUGUUACGCUUCGGGGUGUGACGUGUCGUAUACUGAAGCGCGAGAGUUGUCCACCGGUUGGCGUGUAAGAAGGCGUGUGCCAAUACGUACGUCCAGCAGCUACGUGACCGCGCUCGACUAUUCAACUCAGGGCGAGGAGUGGGAGAGCCUUUAAGGUAAGAAUUUACAUAUCACGGAAAACACACAGGCUGCUGUUUCAGAAAUGCGAGCGAACUUACCGCUAAUAUAAGAUGCUACAGGUAGUUUAGAAAGGUAAACUUUGGGAUAAUUACGCCUUCUGAUAUUGUAAUGAAACAGUUUUACACAACUGGCCUUUCACACAGAAACAGAAUACAUACGUCUGUAUGAAACCCAUUAUUGAAAUUUAAUGGGUUUCAAAGCCGGUUUGAAAUUGGCCACAGAAUCCUGAUGGGUGCAUCUCUAGGCCUUACACACCUACAACCUAAUGUGUGGUUGUUUUUGUUUUUGUUGUUUUUUUUGUUAAACUCAUUGGUGCUGUUUAAUCUCAUGUCAGAGUCUAGCCAAAGAGGCUAGCUUGGUUACAUAAUAAUGUAAUCGUUCUUAUUUUGAUGUAUCCAUAUAUGUAUAUCGUUUCAGAAACGCUAAAACUCGCUUGUUGCGUCUCCAGGAAGGCAUCAGGCACCUUUUCCUCUCUUGCUGGGAUAAGCUAAAGCUUCUAAGCUCCUGUACGUUUUGUGCAAAGCUGCACUUCAAAGUGAAUCUCACUCUUAACUAAUCCCUCAAAACCUCACAGAGGGUGUGUAUUCUUUUAGUUAUACUGUCAUAUUUCCAUACCCAAGGCUGCAGGAGUCGAGUCUAAUUGUUCAUGAAAUGAACAAUCAAUACUUUAUUGUCAAAGGAAGCCACCAUUGUUGCCUCCUAAUGCCAAAGCUAUGCCAGAUAGAGCUGAUCUACAGAUGCCCAGAGCAGCGAGUAGGUUUAUUUGCUCCGCUCAACACUAGCCACCUCAAGCUUACCUCAGAAUGAUUGUUUUUAGGAGGGAUUUCCUGGCUGACAGCAGCCGGUGAAUGGAACUGUUUCUCUUCUGAACGGUGUUGUGUGUCAUGUAGCAUUUGCGGCAUUGGGCUUCGUCCUGUGUUCUCAGUGUCCAGUCACCUCCUCAGACAGUUCUGCUGUCCAGCUUAGGACAGGAAUCCCCCAAAGCUGCAGCGGUUUCUUAUUGCUGCGCUCCUCUGCAUAAGCUUUUAUCUAACAAGGGAAGACAAUAAUAAAAGUGUACACAAUCUU